UAAGCGCUCUCUCUCUCUAUGACACUGCCCCAUACAGUCAUACACACUUCCCUUUUCUUCUCUCAAAGUUGCAGAGCUAGCUCAGCCAUUGUUGUCUUCAUUGAAGCUUUUUCUUUGUUUCCUCUUUGUUUGGUCUUCAACUAUGACUGCUUUAGUGGUUCUUCCACUGCUCCUUCUGGCCGCCAUGACUGGCACUCAAGUGGGACAUGGUGUAUAUGCAAAGAUGGGGUGAGCGAUACAGUGUUGCAGAAGACAUUGGACUAUGCAUGUGGAGAAGGGGCAGACUGUAACCCCAUACACAUGAAGGGUCCUUGUUUCAACCCCGACACCGUUAGGGCACACUGUAAUUAUUCUGUCAACAGUUUCUUCCAGAGGAAAGGCCAAGCUCAAGGCACCUGUGACUUUGCUUCCACUGCCACUCUCACUACUUCCGACCCUAGCUAUGCUGGUUGUCCUUUCGCGGCUACUGCAAGUGCCGCAAGCACUACCACAACACCAAAAACUACGCCGUCAACCACCACACCAAACGUCAACCCAAUCAAUAACAAUCCGACACCGUACGGUUCAACAACACCUACCGGAAUGCUGGGAGGAGUGGGCAACGGGUUGAGUCCGUCCGGAAGUGGGAUCAACCCAGAUUACAGUACAGAUGAUGGAGGAUUUAGGCUCCAAUAUUGCUUCUCUUCCAAUGGAACCCUCUUGUUAUCAGGAUUCAUGCUAUUGUGGGCUUAAAAACAAUGCCUUUGGCUGGUAAAACUC
Messenger RNA from Hibiscus syriacus, 759 nucleotides. Its product is annotated as PLASMODESMATA CALLOSE-BINDING PROTEIN 3-like. The transcript is spliced from 4 exons. The record is from RefSeq and is a predicted model, not a curated record. Lineage: Eukaryota; Viridiplantae; Streptophyta; Magnoliopsida; Malvales; Malvaceae. The coding region runs from base 19 to 732 and encodes 237 amino acids.